Messenger RNA from Cryptococcus wingfieldii CBS 7118, 573 nucleotides. RefSeq names its product 50S small subunit ribosomal protein L18-A. Gene Ontology annotation, biological process: translation. Gene Ontology annotation, molecular function: structural constituent of ribosome; RNA binding. NCBI's taxonomy places the organism in Eukaryota, Fungi, Basidiomycota, Tremellomycetes, Tremellales, Cryptococcaceae. The transcript has 3 exons. The record is from RefSeq and is a predicted model, not a curated record. The coding region runs from base 1 to 573 and encodes 190 amino acids. Gene Ontology annotation, cellular component: cytosolic large ribosomal subunit; ribosome.
AUGGGUAUCGACAUCCGCCGCCACCACGUCAAGAAGGGAAACAGGGCCGCUCCCAAGUCUGAGGAUGCCUACCUUCUCUUGCUCGUCAAGCUCUACAGGUUCCUCGCCCGAAGGACCGACUCCAAGUUUAACCGAGUCAUCCUCAGGAGGUUGUUCAUGAGCAAGAUCAACCGACCCCCCAUCUCUAUCUCCCGAAUCGUCAAGGAGACCAAGGGUUCCAACCCCGACAACUCCAAGACCGUUGUCGUUGUCGGCACCAUCCUCGACGACGAGCGUCUCCCCGAGGUCCCCAAGCUCACCGUCGCUGCCCUCCGAUUCUCCACCGGUGCCCGUGAGCGUAUCACUGCCGCCGGCGGUGAGGCCAUCACCCUCGACCAGCUCGCUCUCCGAGCCCCCACUGGUUCCAACACUGUCCUCCUCAGGGGUAAGAGGAACGUCCGUGAGGCCGUCAAGCACUUCGGUGGACCCCUCAAGGGCGGUAAGCCUUACAUUGAGAGCAAGGGUAGGAAGUUCGAGAAGGCUCGUGGUAGGAGAAAGUCCAGGGGUUUCAAGAUCAAGUCUACCCACAAGUAA